Cladocopium goreaui is the source of this 406-nucleotide messenger RNA. NCBI's taxonomy places the organism in Eukaryota, Dinophyceae, Suessiales, Symbiodiniaceae. The record is from the annotation of a GenBank genome assembly.
AUGGUUGUCUAUGACAGUGCACACGGUGCACAGCUGGUGACUUCGGUGCCCAAACUUUGGCCCAGGUGCAUUUUGGUUUGUGUCUUCACAAUGAUCUUCAUGAACGUGAGCACUUUCCGCAAGGAGAUGAACAAGCAGAUCGAUAGCAUUUCGCAGUCGGUCACAGAGAUGUACCGCAUGUACAGGGGCUACGAAAAUUCCGUCCGCACUUGGCUCGGUGGCGAAAACUUCUUGGGCGUAACGUUCAUCAACUUUGACGGCGCUCAUGCCAGCGACUUGGAGAAUGUUGCAGAUGUGAACUUUGUGGUGCCUGAACUGGGAUUGCGCCUCACAGGAAAAUCCGUGGUGGACGAUUUGUUGCCGCAGGACGAGAAACUCAAACAACAACUCUUGAAGUACACAGCGU